AUGAUUUGUCUCAAAUAUCAUUCUACUAAAUCGGAUAUAGAGAGCAGUCAAAUCGCGGAUGUAGACAAAAUGUGUUGGUCUUUUAAUAUGACGUUACUAGAAAUUCGCAACGCUUUCGUCAACUCCAUUCUGAACGACUUCAAGACACAGUUUUCAAACUCUUUAAAGGAAAAAUUACCAUUCAUACUUAAUUUGCGUAAGGAUGGAGAUGACAGCUGGUAUAGCGGAAACACAUUAUUUAAUAAUCUUAACAUUUUAACAAAUAACAAUGAAAAACUCCCGAUUGACGAGCAGACUUAUAGCUUUAGUAACCAAAAUUUUCCUUACAAUUACGCGAAGUUUAUCAAAAAAGAAACCCAAAUAAGAUUGAAGGGAGCGAAUGCUUAUUAUAAGCUAUGGUUUCUAUGUUCCGACGGAAAAGUUGUCCAAUUAAAUUUCACAUGGUACGAAGCUAUAAAUCACUGUUCAAUGCAGAAUAAAGAUUUGUACGUGAUCAAUAAUGACCUGAAAAACUUGGAUGUACCUGAUGGUCAAUAUUGGAUUAAUCUUUACAGACAAUACUGGACUUGGAAAUCGUCUAAAAGUCUGAUAUAUUCAAAUUGGGCUGAUAAUAACCCACAACCAAGUCAGCCGUCCUGGGCAUUUGACUUAGUUGUGGCAGAUUGGGAAGAUUUAAAAUGGUCAAAUGAAAACCGUUCACAAGCAUACGUGAUUUGCAUGAAUGGAUCUGUAACAGAUUCUCCUACACUUGUUGACGCAAACAUAAACUUCAGUGACGGCAAUAGCCCACCUAAUAAGCCAGCAGUGAUUGGUAUGGCAGUUGGCAUAUCAGUGGGUGUCGGAGGUAUGGUUCUCAUCGUCUUCGUCGUCAUCUUUUCAGUACUGUGUGUUAGAAAAGGCAGAAAACAUCUUCCUGGCAGCAAUGGAAUUACUACUAAUAGUAUUAAUAAUACUAACACUGACGAUGACGCUGGUAGUAACGCUUACUACGCGAGGCCUAUGAGAGAGUCUGAGAGAAGUGGUGAUUACCACACGUAUGAUGAGGUCAAUGAAGCCGCUACUGCUUAUUAUAGUAAUCAUCACCCAGAAUACGCCGAGGUUGUACCAUCAGGCCAUCAGACGAAAAGCAUUUACCCAAACUCGAAUGCCAAAAUGAAGUACGUUGAAAUCGCAUCCAACUUGCCAUCUGCAUCAAAGAACAAAGCUGAUUACUACAACUUCCUUGAAAAUCCAACCGAAACAUCAACCGAUCUACCGACCGAUAUACCGACCGGUAUACCGACCGGAAUACCGACGGAUAAUACGCUGAAAAGAACAGAAAAGUAUGAAGUUAUGCCCGGUUUAAUGUACUCUACAGUUAAACGCUAA
Messenger RNA from Helobdella robusta, 1368 nucleotides. RefSeq lists its product as hypothetical. Bases 1 to 1368 code for a protein of 455 amino acids. The record is from RefSeq and is a predicted model, not a curated record. NCBI's taxonomy places the organism in Eukaryota, Metazoa, Annelida, Clitellata, Rhynchobdellida, Glossiphoniidae. The transcript has 6 exons.